Rodentolepis nana is the source of this 609-nucleotide messenger RNA. The record is from the annotation of a GenBank genome assembly. Lineage: Eukaryota; Metazoa; Platyhelminthes; Cestoda; Cyclophyllidea; Hymenolepididae.
AUGCGUGAAACAGCAACGGGAGCAGGAUUUGGCCAGCACUCGAACCAGCUGCGAGUUAAGCGAGCGCGCUUCCUACCUCAGUCCUCAGAGCCAAUCCUUUUCCCGAGGUUACGGAACAAAUAUGCGACUUCCCUUACCUACAUUAUUCUAGUGCCAGAUGCUCUUCAUCUUGGAGACCUGAUGCUGAUAUGGGUACGGCCUGCCGCGAAAAUCACAAUGCCUCCCUCGGAUUUUCAAGGGAAGAAAAAGAGCGUACCGGACACCACAAGAGGGGUGGUGCUUAACGGAGGCGAAACCCCUAUCUCCGGACAACCCGAUUCCAGGGGUGGUAGCCGUCCUUGCAAAGAAAAGAAAACUCUUCCCGGAACUCUUACCGACGUCUCCGAGUUCUUUUGCGUUGCCGCGCUUGAUGAUGUCAGUAACUCGCACCGAAACGAUACAAGCACACAAGCAGGACCUAACUCCGUGGGCAUGGUCGGGAAUAUUAACCCGAUUCCCUUUCGCUCCGAGGGGCUGCCAGCACCCACACAAAUGCUUCAAAUAAUGAGAGCAACACAGAAACGUAUAAGGGACCCCAACGACUCUGUACCGAGUCAUCGGAUCGCUUAG